Molecule: messenger RNA, 12696 nt
Organism: Leishmania mexicana MHOM/GT/2001/U1103
Lineage: Eukaryota; Euglenozoa; Kinetoplastea; Trypanosomatida; Trypanosomatidae
Product: putative dynein heavy chain
Exons: 1
Coding region: 1-12696 (4231 amino acids)
Biological process (GO): microtubule-based movement
Cellular component (GO): dynein complex
Molecular function (GO): dynein intermediate chain binding; minus-end-directed microtubule motor activity; ATP binding
Source: RefSeq, a predicted model, not a curated record
AUGGAGCGCAACCAUCUUGACACCCAGCGAAGCACGAAUGCCGCCGCCUUCGCAGCGUCGGAGAGUAGUGCCGCUGCGGCCGGUAACGCCGACACAGGGGCAGCCACUGCCCUCGCUGCUCUACCGGUUAGCAGCCUGUACAAAGAGUCUGCUUUGCGGUUCCCGACGGCGAGCCCCGGAACCUUCGAGCCGAAGGUGCAGGUGCCGUACGCCUACAAGCGGGGCCGCAUGCCACGCGACGUCGAGAUCGAGCGCCGCCGCCGACUGUACGACAGUGAGAGCGUUGACCGUCUUUUGCAGGUCAGUGGGCUCACCUGGGAGACGCUGGCGCGUCGUAGUGCGCAAAGCCUGCCGCUGGAGAUCUUUGACGACACCUCUUACGACUGCCGCAAUCCGUCUGAGUGGAUGACGAUGGCGGCCAUGGCACCAACGCAGGCGUCUCGCUUUCUUCCAGCCGAGGCCGUGUACUACUGCGAAGACCGGGACUCCUUCGAGCUCCGCCCGUGUCGCGUGAUUGGAUGGGCCGAGGACACGAACACGAUUCGGCUCUAUUGGGGCUCCGCCCCGACGAAGGCGCGCUCCUCGUAUAGCGACGGAGGCGGUGCUGGUGCUGCAGCAUACGACGAGGACGGCGAGCCGGUGGCGACGUUGCCUCGCAUCUUUGUGCGGUUUAUUGCCGAGGAUCCAAUCGUGUACGUGCAGCGCCUGGUCAGCGCCCACACGCAGCGGCAGAAGACAACCUCGUGGAUUCUUUACCGACUGUGCUGCGACUCGAUGCUCGUGGCGAGCCUCGAAGAGCUGGACGCCGGGCUGGCAGAGCGGCUGCGCCACCUCGGCACAGACAUCCCUCAGCUCAGCCCUGCCGAGUUCCCUGACGUGGCAGAGCGCGUGGAGCGGCUGAUAUCGGAAAUUACGCUAGAGUGGCAGCGGAGCCACAACCGCCUGCUGUUGCGCGACCGCAUCUGCAUCGACGAGUCGGUGGCCCGCAUGGUCGUCAACUCCACCCACAUGGACCCCGAAGAGCUUUUGCGUGGCCCCAACCUUGCCGUCGACCGCAGCGACCGGGGCGACCCGUCCACGGUGAUCUGCGUGGAGGGUGACGGCUUCGUGUUUGCCGAGCAGGAACAGGCAUUCACGUUUGCGACGUACUUUACGCAGCCGGAGGUGGUGCAGGCGUUGACAGGGGUACAACGGGAGUGCAUGAAGGUGCUCGAGGGCUCCUUGUUCAACCUGCCCAAGGAGCGGCAGAUGCCUCUGGAGUCGUUUGUGAAGUGCCAGCGCGAGCACCUCGCCUCGGCGUCGCGGCAGCUGAAAGAGGAGUGGCUGCCGCGCAUCUGCGAGACCAUCAUCAGCAGCUUUCAGUCGGCGGGGAAGGGCUGGCUGAACACGCGCGAGGCGAAGCAGAGCGUCUACGAGAUGUCGAAGCUGAAGAAGUUCUUCGUGACGGUGAAGUUCAUGAUGGAGGACAUGCUAUUCCAGCUUGUGUACUCCUCGCUGUACUCCUUCGCAGACUUCUUCGAGGAGGUGUCGGAGUUCACGGUGACGGUGCAGGACAUGAACAACGUGGUGAACGCGUGGCCCGGGAGCGACGCCGAUGACUGCGUGGAGAAGCAGCCUCUCUUCACGAUCGACCUGAUGGAGAAGGAUGGGCACUUCUCCUACUCUAUCUCCUUCGACGACUUCGAGGCGGCCAUCGUGGAUCUAUUCAACGACGCGAUUGUCUGCACCGAGUCCAUUCCACAGGUGGAGCGCUAUGUUAUGACGCAGUACUUCUGGAGCCGCGACGGCGAGGGACCCUUCCUCGACUCGGUGAAGAAGGAGGAGGAGCACGUGUGCUUGCUGCGCGAGCGUGUGCAGACCGCUGUGCGGUCCUCGCUGGUGCCGCUGCAGACGUACCUGAACACGUACGACGAGCUCCUCCCGCUCAUUCGGCUGGAUCAGGCGGAGUUCAUCAAGAAGUACGCCGAGGCCGGGCACAGCAUGGACGAGAUGAAGGAGGAGAUUGUGCAGCACCUCCGCGCCAAGAAAAACCUGGCCGAGCGGCUGCCGCUCUUCCUCACCGUCGGCAACUUCGUCGUUGACUGCCAAUCGUUCAGCUACCUCAUGUCAAUGAAGGAGGAGGAGCUGGCACGACUGGUGAUGCGACUCAUCGGCAAAACCGGCAAGGAGGAGGCGAUGCACGUGCGGGAGGCGUUUACGCGCAUGGUCAACACGAUUGAGAAGAUGCCGCAGAGCCCGGAGAAGCUGUACGAGCUGUACGCCUUCAUGGACGGCAUGGGAGAGCAGGUGGCGGAGUUGGUGGAGCACAUCGCGGAGGUUCGCCAGUGCUACAGCAUCCUUGACGGGUUUCAGUUCGAGCUCAGCGACGACGAGUCACGCCUGAAGUGGGAGGCCAUUGGCUGGCCUCGCCAGCUGGCCCUGCGCAGUCACGCUGUACGCAAGCAGCUCGAACAGGUCCAGGAGGAGCUGCACUCUGGGCUGCAGAAGCGGCAGGAGGAGUUCGCAAAGAGGGUAGAGCAGCUGCAGCGCGUCGUCGCAACCUUCUCGAAGCACACCGAGGCGGCCGAGGCGGACAAGGUGGCGGCUGAGGUCAAGACGCACAACAUUGAGAUUCGGCAGUGCAUCGAGGAGGCCCGCUCCAUCAACAGUGACCAGCGCCUCUUUGGAGACAAGCUUUCCGACUACCGUAACGUCUUUGAGCUGGAUAAGGAGUUCAAGCCGUACAGCGACCUGUGGCUGACGACGUACACCUGGCAGGAGUCGUACCGCCGCUGGCACGCGGACGCCUUCACCACCCUCGACGCCGCGGAGAUCGAGUCGACAGUGACUGCCGCCUUCAAGACAAUGGUGAACCUCGCCAAGAUGUUUAAGGACAAGGCGGCGCUGCUCAAGAUUGUCGAAGAGGUCAAGACCGCUGUCGAGGGCUUCAAGCCGUGGGUGUCAUUCCUAACGUCGCUGCGCCACCCCGGCAUGAGGGAGCGCCACUGGACGGGCCUGUCCCAGAAGCUCGGGAUGAAACUGGUGCCUGGCGACACGCUGAUGCUUCUGGAGGACUGCGAGCCGCUGCUAGCGCACCGCGACACCAUUAUCAGCUACUGCGAGGUGGCCGCGAAGGAGUCGCAGAUCGAGAUGACGCUCAAGGACAUGCGCGCCAAGUGGGAGACCAAGUGCUUUAUCAUCGAGGCGUACAAGGAGACGGGCACGUACAUCCUCAAGGACACCUCCGAAGUGGUGGAGCUCCUCGACGAGCACCUCAACCUCGUCCAGCAGCUGCAGUUUUCCCCAUUUAAGGGCUACUUUGAGGAGUCCAUCACAGACUGGGAGCGCUCCCUCAACCUCAUCUCCGACAUACUUGAGCAGUGGCUGGAGUGCCAGCGAGCGUGGCGUUAUCUGGAGCCGAUUCUCAACUCGGAGGACAUCGCCAUGCAGCUACCGCGACUGUCCACGCUCUUCGAGAAGGUGGACCGCACAUGGCGGCGUAUCAUGGGCAACGCUCACGCGCAGCCAAACGCACUCGAGUACUGCAUUGGCACGAACAAGCUCUUGGACCACCUGCGCGAGGCGAACCGACUCCUCGAAGAGGUUCAGCGGGGCCUGAAUGACUACUUGGCGGACAAGCGGCAGACGUUCCCGCGUUUCUACUUCCUCUCUGAUGAGGAACUUCUGGAGAUUUUGUCGCAGGCGAAGGAAGUGCGCCGCAUCGACCCGAACAUCGCGAAGCUGUUCGAGGGCAUCCACCGCCUCCAGUGGAAAAACAUCCACCCCGACGAGGCGCGUGCCGCGGAUGCGGGAGGCGAGGAGUGCAGGGAUGCGGUGGCAGCGGACGUGGAGACGAUCACCGGCUUCUACAGCGGCGAGGGCGAGUACAUUCCAGCGGUGAAGUCGGUGGUGCCGCACGGCAACGUGGAAGAUUGGCUGAAGCUUGUGGAGAAGAUGAUGAAGGACAGCGUGCAUGCGCAGGUGAAACGCGCCUUUGAGGCGUACCUUAGCACGCGUCGCAGCGAGUGGGUGCUGCAGUGGCCUGCGCAGGCGGUUAUUGCGGUGGCGCAGAUCUACUGGACCCAAGGCUGCGAGGAGGCCCUCACUACGAAGGGCGAGGUGGAUGGCUACACAAAAGUGUUAGACAGGCAGCUGCGGCAGCUGGUGGAGGUGGUUCAGUCGCCGUUGACGGCGAUGCAGCAGAUCAACAUGGGCGCGCUCAUCACAAUCGAGGUGCAUGCCAAGGACACCGUGGACAGCAUGCAAGCAGCGAAGGUGUCGAGCACGCAGUCCUUCGAGUGGAUGAAGCAGCUUCGCUUCUACUUCGACCACAGCGACGACUUCUGCCACAUUCGCCAGGUCGACACCCACUUCGUUUACGGCGGCGAGUACCUCGGCAACACGGCCCGCCUGGUCGUGACUCCGCUAACCGAUCGCAUCUAUCUGACCUUGACAGGUGCCCUGGCGCUGUGCCUCGGCGGCGCGCCCGCCGGCCCCGCUGGUACCGGGAAGACGGAGACGACGAAGGAUCUGGCCAAGGCACUUGCCAAGCAGUGCGUCGUCUUCAACUGCCAGGAGGGUAUGACGUACCGGUCAAUGGGCAGGUUCUUCAAGGGUCUCGCCUGGACUGGCGCGUGGGCGUGCUUCGACGAAUUUAACCGUAUCGACGUCGAGGUGCUCUCCGUCGUGGCGCAGCAGGUGACGGACUUGCAGCAGGCAUGCUCCACCAAGCAGUACCGCAUUCUUUUCGAGGAGAGCGACAUCCUCGUCGACCCCACCCACGCCGUCUUCAUCACCAUGAACCCCGGCUACGCCGGCCGCACGGAGCUGCCGGAUAACCUGAAGGUGCUGUUCCGCCCCGUGGCAUGCAUGGUGCCAGACUACGCCAUGAUUGGUGAGAUCCGGCUCUUCUCCUACGGCUACCAGAACGCGCGCGCCUUGGCGCAGAAGAUGGUCAUGACGUUCAAGCUGAGCUCUGAGCAGCUCUCGUCGCAGGACCACUACGACUUUGGUAUGCGCGCUGUCAACACCGUUAUCUCGGCAGCCGGGCUAAACAAGCAGGAGCGGCCCGACGGAGACGAGGAUGAGCUGCUGCUGCGUGCGCUGCGCGACUCGAACGUGCCGAAGUUCCUCAAGGACGACAUUCUCCUUUUCGACGGAAUCAUAAGCGACCUGUUCCCCGGCACGGCCUUGCCGCAGAGCGACUACGGAGCCGUGGUGCAGGCCCUGACAGCAGCCAUCGAAGAGGCGCACCAGCAGCCCGUCUCUGCCUUUGUUCAAAAAUGCUUGCAGUUGUACGACAUCACCAUGCUGCGUCACGGCCUCAUGCUCGUCGGCCCGGCUGGCAGUGGCAAGACGGCGUCUUUCACAGCGCUGCAGCGUGCCCUGACCGACUGUGCGGCCCGCCAAGCGAAGGGCAACGACUUUGGCUCGCGCCGCAUUCAGAAGGUGUUCACGCACAUCUGCAACCCGAAGUCUGUCACGAUGGACCAGCUGUACGGCGCCUACGACGAAAACGGCGAGUGGAAGGAUGGCGUGCUAUGCGUGCUGUUUCGCUGCGCCGCCCGAUACGGUGACGAGGGCAACCUCAUCGGCAAGCACUGGGUGAUGUUCGACGGCCCUGUUGAUGCGCUGUGGAUUGAGUCGAUGAACACCGUCCUGGACGAGAACAAGAAGCUCUGUCUCGUCUCCGGUGAAAUCAUCCAGAUGAGUCGCGACAUGACGAUGAUGUUCGAGGUGGAGGAUCUCGCCGUGGCGUCACCGGCUACCGUGUCUAGGUGCGGCAUGAUCUACCUCGAUCCCGCCACGUGCGUCCCUAUCUCCGCGCUUAUCGCGAGCUGGAUCGUGGCGCUGCCGCCCUACCUGGGGUCCCAGCGUGAGACACUGAAGAGGCUGGCGAACACAUACGUCGAGGAGCUCGUGCAGCUGGUGCGCAGUGGCGCCGUGCACGAGUACGUCACCUCGACCACCAGCGGCCUCGUGCACUCCUUCUUCCACAUGAUGGAGGGGUACGUGAAUAGCUUCGAGGUAGCCAAAUCGACUUCAGGACAGCUGCAGGUGUCACCGGAACGUCUGGCCGUCAUGGCGGGCGCGGUGCCACCGCUCUUCUUCUUCUCGUUGGUGUGGAGCAUUGGCGCUACAUGCGACGAGGCAGGACGCCAGCGCUUCUCCGCGACGCUGUGUCGACUCGCGGAGGCGAAUAGUGACACUCAGUGGCUGCCGCUUCUGCCAGCCGAGGACACGACCGGCAGCGGCGGCGCGGAAGUGUUUUUGUACGACUACGUUUACCGCUACGACCCCGCCGGAGUGAUGGAGGAGGACGUCUUCGUGGCUGCCGACGGCGAUGACGGCAGCGGUGCUCCUGCGCUCUCGCCGUCUGUGGCGGGGAAAUGGGUGAACUGGAUGUGCGAGCAGCCAACACUGGAAAUUCCCAACGGGGCGCGCUUUGACGACAUCAUUGUCCCGACAAUCGAUAGCACACGGCAAAACUACGUGCUGCAGCACUUGAUGGCGCAGAAGGUCAACGUCGCCGCUGUUGGCCCGACUGGCACCGGCAAGUCCAUUUCACUCGCACGUCUUGUGCUCGGCGGCGGCAUGCCGGCCAGCUUUCUUGGCCUCAACUUCACUUUCUCGGCGCAGACGAAGUGCACGGUGCUGCAGAAUUCACUGAUGGCCAAGCUUGAUAAGCGGCGCUCGCACGUCUACGGCGCCCCUACCGGUAAGCACUUUCUCAUCUUCAUUGACGACGCGAAUCUGCCGCAACCAGAGAAGUACGGGGCGCAGCCCCCGGUGGAGCUGCUGCGGCAGAUGCUCGCCCAGGGCGGCUUCUACAACUUUACUGGCGGCAUCAAGUGGUCCUCCAUCAUCGACUGCUCGCUUGCGCUGGCGAUGGGCCCGCCUGGCGGGGGCCGCAGCCGGGUCUCGAACCGCUUUAUGCGCUACUUUAAUUACCUUUCCUUCCCCGAGAUGUCGGACACGUCGAAGCGAACGAUCUUGCAGGCCAUCCUCACCGGCGGCCUCGCGCAGAGCGGCCUCGCUGACCGCCUCGCGAACGUCGCUUCCGCCGUGGUCGAUAGCACGCUGCGUGUGUUUCGCAAGUGCACCCAGGUCUUUCUGCCGACCCCGGCGCAUGUGCACUACUCCUUCAACAUGCGGGAUGUGAUGCGUGUCUUUCCCCUCUUGUACAUGGCGGACAAGUCGGUGCUGCAGUCCGAGGAGUCCGUCGUGCGGUUGUGGAUGCACGAGAUGCACCGCGUCUUCUACGAUCGCCUCGUCGACUCGACAGACAAGAGUCUGUUCAUUGAGUACCUCAAUGCCGAGCUGCCGUCCAUGGGCGUGGGCAAGUCCUACAACGAGGUAGUGAAGGCUGACCGCCUCAUCUUUGCCGACGUGCUGAGCGACAAGGGCGUGUACGAGCAGAUUACCGACAUGAACGCCCUCACGGCGCGCAUGAAUGAGCUGCUGGAGACGUACAAUGACGAGAAUGAAGUGAAAAUGAACCUCGUGCUCUUCCUCGACGCCAUCGAGCAUGUCUGUCGUAUCUCGCGCGUGCUGCGACUGCCGAACGGGCACUGCCUCCUCCUCGGCGUUGGCGGGUCGGGACGCAAGUCACUCACGCGCCUCGCUUGUUCGCUGAUUGCCGAGAUGGAGGUGUUCACGAUUGAGCUGUCGAAGAACUUCGGUGUGAAGGAAUGGCACGAGAGCCUGGCGAAGUUGCUGCUCGAGUGCGGCAAGGACGAAAAGAAGCGGACGUUUCUCUUCGCAGACACCCAGCUGGUGCAUCCGACCUUUCUGGAGGAUGUGGCGGGCCUGCUCACAUCGGGUGAUGUGCCGAACCUCUUUGAGGACCAAGAUAUCGAGCUCAUCAACGACAAGUUUCGCGGCGUCUGCCUAAGCGAGAACCUGCCAACGACGAAGGUGUCGGUGUACGCGCGCUUCGUGAAGGAGGCGCGGGCCAACCUACACCUUGUCCUCGCCUUCUCUCCCGUCGGAGAGGCGUUUCGCAGCCGCCUGCGCAUGUUUCCGUCGCUCAUUGCGUGCUGCACGAUUGACUGGUUUGCCGAGUGGCCAUCUGAGGCGCUGCUGUCGGUAGCCGCAGUGCAGUUGAACGCCGGCGACGUUACGGACGUCGUGGGGGCUGCCAACCACGCCAACUUGCCGGGCUGCUUCCAGGCAGUUCAUCGCGCGGCGGCGGAAGUGACGGAGCGCUUCUUCACAGAGACGCGUCGUCGCUCGUACGUGACGCCGACGUCCUAUCUGUCACUCCUCUCUAACUUCAGAGCGAUGGCAGCGGAAAAGCGCCGCUUCGUUCGCGAGCAGCGCGGCCGCCUCGAGAAGGGGCUGGAGAAGCUGCGGCACACAGAGGUGCAGGUGGCGGAGCUGGAGGCGCAACUCAAGGCGCAGCAGCCGGUGUUGGUGGAGAAAAAGACGGAGAUUCAGUCCAUGAUGGAGCGGCUGACGGUGGACCGAAAGGAGGCGGCGGUGAAGGAGGCGGACGCGCGCAGGGAGGAGGCGGAGGCCUCCGUGAAAGCGGAGGAGUGUGCCAAGAUGCGACGCGAGUGCGCCGAGCGCCUGGCGGAGGCGGAGCCGGCUCUGGCGGAGGCUGUAAAGGUGUUAUCCAAGAUCAAAGCAGCGGAAAUUUCGGAGCUGAACAAGUACGCGAAUCCGCCCAAGGGCGUGCAAUACGUCAUGGAGGCCGUCGCGUUGCUGCUCACAUUUGGCAACUGCCCGAAGGAGUUCUACAGUGGUCCUCCGGGUGGUCGCAAGGUACCAGACUGGUGGCUGUGCGCGAAGUCCUACAUGCGAGACGCGAAUCGGUUGCUAGACUUGCUCGUGCAGCCGCCGGAGAAAGGUGGCUUCAACCGCGAGGCAAUGGACGCGGCGCUGAUGGAGAAGGUACGCGUCUACUACGACAACGAGGAGUUCCAGCCGGAGAAGGUGAGGGCGGUUUCUCUGCCAUGCAUGGCCAUGUGCCAAUGGGUGCGCGCCAUGUACAAGUGGUUCUUUGUGAAUCGCGAGAUUCAGCCGCUGCGCGAGAGGCUUGCUGCGACGGAGGCGGAGCUGGCUGUGGUGACGGAGGCCCUGCGCGCCACCCAGGCAACGCUUGACCGCGUCAUUGCUGCCGUGGCGGCGCUCGAGAAGAAGUACGACGACGCCCUCAACGCGCAGGCGGCGCUCGAGGCCGAGGUGGAGCGCACAUCGCUGAAGCUGCAGCGCGCGGCGAGGCUGAUCGACGGCCUCGGCGGAGAGAAGGGCCGCUGGGCCACGCUGGUGGAGCAGUACAAGGAACAGGAGUGCUACAUUGUCGGCGACAUGGUGAUUGCGGCGGCCACGGUGGCCUACUGCGGACCUCUCACGGCACCCUAUCGCAAUGACGUGCGUCGGCAGUGGAAGGCACAUCUCACCGCGGCGAAUGUGGAGACAAGCGCCGACUUUGACCUCGUUUCGACCUCAGGCGACGCGGUGCAGAUACAGGAGUGGCAGCUGUGCGGCUUACCGACGGACGCGCUGUCCACCGAGAACGCUAUCAUCCUCGCCAACUCCCGGAACUGGCCGCUGCUCAUCGACCCGCAGGGACAGGCGAAUGCGUGGGUGCGCAAUAUUCACCGCAACGACAACAUGCAGGUGUGCAAGGCGUCAAACGACAAGUUCAUGAAGACUGUCGAGAACGCGAUUCGCCUGGGGCUGCCGUGUCUGAUCGAGAACGUCGGCGAGUCGAUCGACGCUGCGCUGGAGCCGCUGCUUCUGAAGAACAUCUUCCUCAUUGGCAGCACUCCGCAUGUCCGCAUCGGGGACAGCGCCAUCCCGUACGACCGCAACUUCAAGCUGUACCUCACGACGAAGCUGCCGAACCCGGUUUACACGCCCGAGGAGAUCGUUACCGUGUCACUGCUAAACUUCUUCAUUACCCAGAGCGGGCUGGAGGAGCAGCUGCUCGGCAAGACGGUGGAGAAGGAGCGGAACGACCUCGAGCUGGAGAAGCAGCGGCUCACCCGGUCCAACGCAGAGAAGAACUGCGAGCUGAAGGACCUUCAGGCCAACAUUCUCGUUCUGCUCGAGCAGGCGGAGGGCGACAUCCUGGAGCAGGAGGAGCUCAUCAUCACGCUGGAGAAGAGUAAGGCCAAGUCUAUCGAGAUCAACGAGGAGCUGGGCAAGGCGAAGGCCAUGGAGACAGUGAUUGAUGAGACACGUAACAAGUACCGCCCGCACGCGGAGCGCGGCUCGCUGCUGUUCUUCUGCGUCUCGCAGCUCGCCAUUGUCGACCCUAUGUACCAGUUCUCCUUGCAGUGGUUCAUGAACCUGUUCCUCAACGCCGUGGACAAUGCCUCGCAGGUGCCCGCAGCGAAGGAGGUGGCGGAGGACGACAGCGGCAGCGCGGAGGACGUGGUGGAGGUGCGGGUGCACAACUUGAUGGACUACUUCACCUACUCCUUCUAUAGCAACGUGUGCCGCUCCUUGUUUGAGAAACACAAGCUGACGUUUUCGUUUUACCUCUGCGCCAGCCUCGUGCAGCACAGCGGGGCCUUGGUGGAUGCUGAGUACCGGUUCCUGCUCACCGGCCCCACCGGCAGCGUCCCGGCCGAUGCCCUGGCCAACCCCGCUUCGUCGUGGAUGACAGACAGCAGUUGGGCCGAGGUGCUCUUCCUUAGCAAGCACCUCCCCAGCUUUGCCGGCUUUGCCGAGCACGUGCGCGACUACAUCGAGCACUACAAGGACCUGUUUGACAGCAACGAGGCGGACACGUUCCCCCUCGCGGGUGAGUGGCGUGAGAAAGUGACACCGAUGCAGCGACUGGUCGUGAUGCGGUGUUUCCGGGUAGAUAAGGUAGCGCUGGCCAUUCAGCACUUCAUUGAGCACUACAUGGGCAGUCGAUACAUUGUGGUGCCGCAGUUCGACUUGAUGGACGCCUACAAGGACAGUGAUUGCCUGACGCCGCUCAUCUUCAUCAACUCUGCUGGGUCAGACCCGAUGAACGACCUGCUGCGCUUCGCAGAGACGAUGCGGAUGUCGAAACGGCUGGACAAGGUGUCGCUUGGCCAGGGGCAAGGCAAGAAGGCGGAAGAGCUGAUCCGUGGCGCGCGGGAGAAGGGACAGUGGGUACUGCUGCAGAACUGCCACCUCGCCUCGUCCUGGAUGCCGACGCUGGAGUCCAUUGUGGAGAGCUUUACCGUGGAGACGGUGAAGAAGGAGUUCCGUCUGUGGCUGACGUCGAUGCCGUCACCCAGCUUCCCGGUGGCCGUGCUGCAGACGGCGGUGAAGAUGACGAAUGAGCCGCCGAUGGGGCUGCGGGCGAACGUGACGCGCUCCUACUACGGCUUCACCCCCGAGGACCUCGAGCAGGAGGAGAAGCCCGCGGAGUUCAAAAAGAUGGUGUUCGCCCUAUGCCUUUUCCACGGUGUCAUCCAAGAGCGUCGGAGGUUCGGCUCCCUCGGGUUCAACAUUGCCUACGAGUUCAACGACUCGGACCGCAACGUCUGUCUGCUGCAGCUCCGCAAGUUCUUGUCCCUGUAUGACUCCAUCCCAUACGACGUGCUGACCUUUCUGACUGGCGAGAUCAACUACGGUGGCCGUGUCACGGACGACUGGGACCGUCGCUGUCUCAUGACCCUCAUCCAGCACUUUGUCAAUCCGGAGGUACUCCAGGACGGGUACGCCUUCUCGCCAUCAGGUCUCUACCACACCCUCGAGUCUGGCAAUCGCAAGCACUACCUCAGCUACCUCGACUCGUGGCCUCUGAACCCACAACCAGAGAUUUUUGGCCUGCAUGAGAAUGCCGAUAUCACGUGCGCGCAGAACACGACGCACAGCAUCCUGUCAACGGUCCUGGCGCUGGAGUCACGCGGCGGUGUCGGUACAACGUCGAGCUCACGGGAGCAGCUGCUGACUGCCACGGCGACGGAGAUUUCGACGAAGCUGCCUCAGUUGUUUGACAUGGCCGCCUUCACUGCCAAGUACCCGACCAAGUACGAAGAGUCCAUGAACACGGUGCUGGUGCAGGAGGCUGGCCGCUACAAUCGCCUACUCAAGUUCAUCCACACGGGCCUGGCCGAAUUCCUCAAGGCUGUGCGAGGUGAGGUUGUCAUGUCAGCGGAACUAGAGGAUGUCGGCUCGAGUUUCUUUGUCAACAGCGUGCCGGUGUCCUGGAGUGCGCUGGCCUACCCGUCGCUGAAGCCGCUGUCGAAAUGGGUAGAGGACCUGGUGAGGCGUGUGCACUUCAUUGCGGACUGGUACGCGUAUGGACCGCCGGCCGCCUUCUGGUUCGGCGGCUUCUUCUUCCCGCAGGCAUUCCUGACCGGCACGCUUCAGAACCACGCCCGUAAGGUGCACCAGGCCAUCGACAGCAUCUCCUUUCAGUUUAGCCUGCAGGAUGUGUCACUGGACCACAAAACGGUACCCCGACCGGACAAGGGAGCGCUGGUGUACGGCUUGUACCUGGAGGGUGCGCGGUGGGACUCGGAGCAGCACUCACUGGUGGAGUCUCGCCCCAAGGAGCUCUACGUUGAGAUGCCGAUCAUUCUCUUGGACCCCGUGGUAAACCGCACCCGCAACACCGACGACUACGUCUGCCCGGUAUACAAGACACUGACGCGUGCUGGCACGCUCAGCACGACGGGGCACUCUACGAACUUUGUUCUCCCUAUUGAGGUUCCGACCAAGGUGGACCCGGCGCACUGGAUCGAGCGCGGUACCGCCUGUGUGGUGUCACUCAAUUACUGA